GCUGCUGCUACAUAAGCGCGCUAACCUCUAGCUACCUCCCCGACAGCUCACCAUCACAGACAACGUAACAUCGCGGCGCAUCAGAUUUAUUGUUCAUGCAGCACGUCCUUGCAGCCCACCCAGGUCCUCCACUCGCGCUGCUUGGCGGUAGUCUCGACCAUCGGGAUAGCAUCACAAGGGAGCCGGUGGUCGUUGGACGGACCAUGGACGACGCGGUGUUGCAGAUCGAAGACGCGUUCGGCCUCGCCCGGGAGCUCAUGGCCGAGCUCCAGGCGACCCCGCAGAACGACCCGGGGUACCUCGCCGGGCGCUGCCAGCGCAUUGCCCAAGCCUACCUCGCGGCCAGCCGGAUGCUGGGGCCCCACCCGCACGGCGCGGACGACUUGUCCCCGCCGGCGGCACUGCAGCGGCAUCAUCCCUUCGGCGGUGGCGAUGGCAGUGGAAGCAGCCACGGACACCUCCAGCAGCUGGAGCUCCUGCGCCCGUUCCUCGGCGGCGGCGAGCCUUCUUCAGCGCCGUUCCAGCAGCACCUCGGGCGCCUGCUGGAGCCAUCGCCGUUCAACACCACUACUUCCCCCGACAUGUUCGGCGCGGGCACGUCGGGCGGCCCGGUGAGGCGGCAGGCGUCGUCGUCGCGGUCGUCGCCGCCGGUCCAACCGCGGCAGCACAGGAGGAGGAGGGAGAGCGGGGAGAGGAUGACGAUGAUGGUUCCGGUGCAGCGGACGGGGAACACCGAUCUGCCACCGGACGACGGCUACACAUGGCGCAAGUACGGCCAGAAGGAUAUCCUUGGCUCCAGAUAUCCAAGGAGCUACUACAGGUGCACCCACAAGAACUACUACGGUUGCGAGGCCAAGAAGAAGGUGCAGCGCCUGGAUCACGACCCGUUCAUGUACGAGGUCACCUACUGCGGCAACCACACCUGCCUCACCUCCACGACGCCUAUCCUCACCCUCCCAGCCCACACCACCACCGCCGCCUCGACCGCCGCCAGCAUGCUAACCAACUCCCCGACCGGUUCGGCAGCGAUCCUCGCCGGCCAGGACCUCGUCAUGGCGCCCGCCGCUGAGCAUCCGACGCCGCCGGCGCUGUCCACGGCCAUCCAGCUCGGCAUCAGCUGGAUGCCGUCGGCCCUCGUUGGCCCCAGCGCCGGCGAGGGGAGCAGCAGCGCGCAGGUGAACGUGCCGGCCGCCUCGGGGAGGGACACGGAGUUCCCGGUGAUGGACCUCGCCGACGCCAUGUUCAACUCCGGCAGCAGCGGAGGGAGCAGCAUGGACGGCAUCUUCCCUGCUCAUCACGAGCAACGUGAUAGCUAGAUGCAUAUAUGGAUCGUUAUAUGCAUCCGAGGAUCCAUCUCCUCUGGGAUUAAUCUUCAUUCGAGUUUUGAUCUAAUGAAGUCGCAUGAACCAUGAUCAUUGAUGACCGUUAACUUCCCCGUACAACAACCAUGUAGGUGUAGCCAUGGCAUAUUCUUCGAUCUUAAGCCACUCAAAUUAUUAGGUUAGUUCGCGGUUAAGGCGUGCUAAUAAAGGUGCUCACAGGUAUAUUUAGGUAUAGAAAGAGUGAGUGUAUGGGACAUAGUCGAGUCAGUCCCUCUUGUACAUUAAACCAACAUUUGUAUUUGUGUAUACUCUUAGUUUCAAAUUUCGA
Panicum hallii is the source of this 1650-nucleotide messenger RNA. RefSeq lists its product as uncharacterized. Gene Ontology annotation, biological process: regulation of DNA-templated transcription. The record is from RefSeq and is a predicted model, not a curated record. Bases 96 to 1316 code for a protein of 406 amino acids. Lineage: Eukaryota; Viridiplantae; Streptophyta; Magnoliopsida; Poales; Poaceae. The transcript has 3 exons. Gene Ontology annotation, cellular component: nucleus. Gene Ontology annotation, molecular function: DNA-binding transcription factor activity; transcription cis-regulatory region binding.